Molecule: messenger RNA, 415 nt
Organism: Dermacentor andersoni
Lineage: Eukaryota; Metazoa; Arthropoda; Arachnida; Ixodida; Ixodidae
Source: RefSeq, a predicted model, not a curated record
AUGGGACGGGCCUGUCUUCUGGUCUCCGCCUGCCUUCUGGUGGCCGCUUCUACGGUCGUCCGGGCGCAAAGGGACACGGACUUCUACUUCGGCACCAGGGUGCGCUGCCACACGUGCGACGCCGACUUUACCAUCGAGAAGUUCUCGGUGGACCACCCCUGCCUGGUUGGACAGCGAGAGAGGGACGUGGCCUACUGCAGCGUCAACUCAAACUUCUGUAAGGUGGAGGUGACGCGACUCAACGGCGUGCUGGUGACGUACUCGCGGCGGUGUGCCGAUAAAUGCUCCCCGAAUUGCUACGAGAAGGGCUUCGGCAUGCUCAGGGAGCAGUGCACCUACUGCUGCCGCCGCAACCCCGCCUGCGGGGAGAAGCGCAAGCCCUGACGCCCGCCGCACGGCACACCCACGGCCGCCA